AUGCGGACUACGUGCAUGAGCAACGUGCGGCUUGUAUUCCUGCCGCCCAACACCACCGCAUUCACACAGCCGCUCGACCAGGGCAUCAUCCCCACCGCCAAGGCCCGCUACCGCCAGCACUGGUUGCGAGCCUUUUCGGCAUUAUGGAACGCCGACGGUGUGACAAGCGCCGUCGCGCAGUAUCGCCCGAACCUGCGCGAAGUCCUGGGGUGGUUGUCGGACGCGUGGACAUCCGUCGGUGCCCGUACCAUCCAGCGGUGCUGGUGGCGCACGGGGUGUCUUCCGCUCUCGUGGUCCUUGGAGCUGCCACACGUUCACGACGACGAACCCCGCCCUGCCUUAUAUCCCGACAUUGAGCUCGACGCCGACAUCGACGAUGUCGGCACGCUCAUCAGCGGGCUCGGCCUCGGGAACGGAGCAAUGACGGCCGCCGAGUACGUCGCCGUCGACGAUGGCGAGCCAACGUGCGCCGAUCGCGCUGCGGGAGAGCCCACCACGGAGCCGGAGGCGGGCCUGGUGGUGGAGCUCUGGGAGGCGCCGACGACCAUGCAGGCCGUCUACGACGACGCCGACCCCGUUGGCCGCGAAGCCCGGCGCACUGCCCGGGCGGCAUGCGAGAUGCUCAUCGGAUAUGCUCGGGCAACCCGCAUCACGCCGCGCGAUCUCUGCCAUCUAUUUGAUAUCCGCAACCCUAUCAUUAUCGCGCGGAUGGAGCGGGCGAGCCCGUCAUUCAACCUCAACGUGGCCCCUCAGCCCGUCCCCACCCCCGACGCAACUCCCACGCCCGAGACCCCUCGUCUGCGCGGCCGUGUGCUUCCUGGCUGGAUGACCCAGCCGUCCCGCCGUCAGCAGCUGCUCGACGCCGGUGUGGGCGCCGUGAUGGGCAGCUAUGUGGACGCGGCUGAGUGGAUGCGUCUGGGCCAGCUCAGCAAGGCCAGCCCCGAUCUUCCCCUCUCCCCCCACGCGGUCCGGAGUGUUGACCGCGCACUCGGCAAGGUAAGGCGGUUGCGCAGCCGUCUUUCCCCCGAGUUUUCCCCGCGCACCCUGCCAAUCUACAUCGUCCGCUUCCACGCCAUGCCCCCCGCGGCCACGUACACCGGCGGAAUCCUCGGCUUCCCCGCAACCGCUGCGCCGAUGGACGACUCGGACGAAGGGCUAAUCGCCUCCGCGGCUUCCGCGGGGUCGGCGGAUGCCGGCGGGCUGCGCCGCGCGUUCGACGCGUCGCAGCCGCACGUGCGCGCGUACGCGGCGCACCUGGUGCGCAUGCACAGCGCGGUGCUGGCGGAAGCGGGGGUCGAUAGCAGCGCGCACGUUUACAGCUACACGUAUGCUAUGAACGGCGUAGCAGCAACGCUCACUCCGCAACAAGUGGCGGCACUUAAGAGACGACCAGAAGUGGGGUCGGUGAGAGAGGCGCCUAAGUACGAGCUGCACACGACAUUCACGCCCACGUUCCUGAACCUGCGCAAGCGCGUGUGGAGCAACGAGACGCUCCAGAACGGGCAGAAGGGCGCGGGGCAGCAAGGCGAGAAUGUGAUUAUCGGCGUGAUCGACACGGGCAUCUGGCGGGAGAACCCUGCGUUCAGUGAUGAUGUGAGUACAACGAGGGGAAGGGUGAGAGGCAGCAGGGGGAGGGGCAGAAGGGCGAGGGGCAGCAGGGGGAGGGGCAGAAGGGCGAGGGCAGCAGGGGGAGGGGCAGCAGGGGGAGGGGCAGCAGGGGGAGGGGCAGCAGUGGGAGGGGCAGAAGGGCGCGGGGCAGCAGGGCGAGGACGUGAUUCCCAGUGGAAGGGGUCGUGCAUGACGUCAGCGGACUUCCCCAGCUGCAACCGCAAGCUGAUAGGCGCGCGCGGGUUCUUCCAGGGGCUCAAGGCGUCGGGUUACACCAUGGACUGGACCAUCGACUACAAGUCCGCACGAGACGUGGCGGGGCAUGGCACUCAUACCACCAGGUACGGCAUGGGGCACACAGCAGCAGGGGGUUGUGGCUUUGGCUAG
Messenger RNA from Closterium sp. NIES-65, 1995 nucleotides. The record is from the annotation of a GenBank genome assembly. Lineage: Eukaryota; Viridiplantae; Streptophyta; Zygnematophyceae; Desmidiales; Closteriaceae.